Megalobrama amblycephala (Wuchang bream) is the source of this 5387-nucleotide messenger RNA. It is a transcript of the gene pacs2, whose product is annotated as phosphofurin acidic cluster sorting protein 2. NCBI's taxonomy places the organism in Eukaryota, Metazoa, Chordata, Actinopteri, Cypriniformes, Xenocyprididae. The transcript has 25 exons. Gene Ontology annotation, molecular function: transmembrane transporter binding. Bases 291 to 2984 code for a protein of 897 amino acids. The record is from RefSeq and is a predicted model, not a curated record. Gene Ontology annotation, biological process: protein localization to plasma membrane.
UCGCUGGUACAGCUCGGGGUCACGUGACUUCCUGCGGCGAGUGACUGCUGCUGCAGUUUCUUGUCGCGAGCGCUCGGUGCACGGUGUGGAAAUUCCGAACCACAGCGGCAUGAAGCUGCACGCAUACACCGCAUGCGAAUCGCUGCGCAACCCGUGAACGGUAACUCGUCUCCGUAGAGCAGCGGAUUAACCCCCGUUUGAGCGGAGGGAGGAUUAAGAUCCAGCGCGAUCCAGAGGGAGAAGUUUGCUCACUGCGUCGGGUGGAGGUGAACGGGACACCAGCAGCGAGCAUGGCGGAGAGAAGUGGCCGGUUAAGCUUCCCCGGGAGCGGGGCGCUGAACAGACCGGUUCCUAUGAACCUGUUCGCCACCUGGGAAAUAGACGGCUCGUCUCCCAACUGCAUCCCCAGGUUGUGUAGUCUGACUUUGAAGAAGCUGGUUGUGAUGAAGGAACUUGACAAGGAGCUGAUAUCUGUUGUCAUUGCGGUCAAGAUUCAGGGCUCCAAGCGGAUCCUGCGCUCUCAUGAGAUAGUGCUGCCCCCUGCUGGUGGGGUGGAGACUGAUCUCGCUCUCACAUUCUCUCUACAGUACCCUCAUUUUCUGAAGCGUGAGGGAAAUAAGUUGCAAAUCCUGCUUCAGAGGAGGAAGAGGUACAAAAACCGAACAAUUUUGGGUUACAAGACAUUGGCUGCUGGUUCUAUAGACAUGGCAGAGGUGAUGCAGCAUCCUGCAGAAGGUGGGCAGGUCUUGGCUCUGUGCAGUAAUCAGAAGGAGUUUCUGGGUAAAGUUGCUGAGAUUUGGAUCUAUUCCCUUUCCAGUCAGCCUAUAGACCAUGAGGAGGCGGCCAUUCUGGGACAGAAAAUCAAAUGUUCUGAUAAUUACUCAGAAGAAGAGUAUGAAAGCUUCUCGUCGGAGCAGGAGGCCAGUGAUGACGCAGCACAAGGACAGGAUCUUGAGGAUGACGAAUACGAGAUUAGGAAGCCCAAAAAGCAAAGAAGGUCAAUAGUCAGGACGGCGUCAAUCACCAGGCAGCAGAACUUUAAGCAGCGCGUGGUGGCAUUGCUCAAACGGUUCAGAGUUUCUGAUGAGGUGUUGGACUCGGAGCAGGACCCAGCCGAGCCGCCUCCAGAGGUAGAGGAAGAUCUGGAUCUAGAGAGUUUGGAGUUUGAGAAUCCCAGUGACAGUGGGCCGGAUCUGGAUGAUGAUGAAAGUGUUCUCAGCACCCCAAAACCCAAACUCAAGCCAUAUUUCGAAGGAAUUUCUCUAUCCAGCUCUCAGACAGAAAUUGGCAGCAUUCACAGCAUUAGGAGUCACAGAGAGCCGCCCAGUCCGAUGGAUCCUGAUAAAAUAAGGGCUGUAGGUGGGAAGUUUCAGAUGGAUAAUGAAUCUGAUAAUGUUUCUAUGGGUCAUCCUGAAGUUGUGACCCCUACCACAGAAUUGGAGAUGAUGGACAACAUGGACACUUUCAUGGAGAGGUUGCCUCCUACUGGCCGGAUGACCAAAACAGAGUCACUCAUCAUUCCAUCCAACCGGGUGGAGCCAAAGUUGGCAGGGCGACGGGGGCGGAGCACGUCACUUAAAGAGAGGCAGCCCAGCCGACCGCCCAAUGAGAGAGCCAACAGUCUAGACAACGAGCGCUCACUUGACACUCGCUGCCACCUACAGAUUCCACGCAAAACUGUUUACGACCAGCUGAACCACAUCCUGGUGUCAGACAGUCAUCUCCCCGACAGCAUCAUCCUCAUCAACACCUCGGACUGGCAGGGCCAGUAUGUGUCUGAGGUGUUACAGAAUCACGGUCUUCCUGUUGUGUGUACAUGCACCACGGCUGACAUACAGGCAGCGUUCAGCACCAUCAUCUCUCGCAUACAGAGAUUUUGUAACAGUAACUCAGUCACACCGUCUCCAGUGCGGAUCGGAGUAGCAGGAGCUCAGCAUUACCUGUCUGCCGUUUUGCGUUUGUUUGUGGAUCACUUGACACACAAAACCCCCGACUGGCUCGGAUACCUGCGAUUCCUUAUCAUCCCUCUCGGGGUUCAUCCAGUGGCUAAAUAUCUGGCCAGUAUAGACUACAGAUAUAACAGUCUGUUCCAGGACUCGGCAUGGAGAGAUCUUUUCCACAAACCAGAAGCACCAUCCUCAGUUCAGGACAGUCCGGAUAUUGUUUCCAGAGUGACACAGUACAUGUUGGGAGCAAAUGGAGCUCAUCAGUUGCCCAUAGCAGAGGCCAUGCUCACCUACAAGCAGAAAAGGAAAAAGAGCUUUCAUUUUGAUUUUGCAGUAAGUCCUGAUGAAGACUCGUGCCAGAAAUUCAUCCCUUUCAUUGGGGUGGUGAAAGUGGGGAUUGUUGAACACACUUCUGCCACAUCUGGUGAUUCAGAUGAUGCUGCUCCUGUGGGAUCUGCUCUUCUCUCCUCUACUCCUCCUUCACAGAUCUCCCCAUUACUGAAAGAAGUAUCUCCAACGCCUCCCUCUUCUCCCUCUGUACACUUGUCCAGUUCUCCUGGAGGGGGCCAGGGGGAGUUGAUGGGCCUUCAGGUUGAUUACUGGAUUGCUCCGUCAGAGAGGAAGAAAGAACUGGAGAAGAGAGACUCCUCUGGCAAAAUCACGCUUAGGUGCACCUUCCGCUCACUGCAGGUUAGCCGCCUCCCACUGGGCGGAGCAGAGAUUACACAUCAGCCGACCAUGUCCAUGACUGUUGUCACCAAAGAGAAAAAUAAAAAGGUGAUGUUUCUGCCUAAAAAGACCAAGGAUAAGGAGGCGGAGUCUAAGAGUCAGGUGAUAGAGGGCAUAAGUCGACUCAUCUGCACAGCCAAACACCAGCAGACCAUGCUGAAAGGUGAUCAGCCAAUCAGAAUUCAUCAAAUGUUGAUAGAUGGAGUAGAAUGGAACGAUGUGAAGUUUUUUCAGCUGGCAGCUCAGUGGUCAUCUCACGUCAAACACUUCCCACUUGCCAUCUUCGGACCCUCCAAAGGGCCUUACUGAACUACAGCCUCACAUCUUCACUCCUCUAUGCUACGGCUGCCUUUACACUCAGUGCUGCCUGAUGUUUUUAUUUAAAAUAUCUGCUUUCUCACGGUUUGUCUGUUUUUUGUUUUUUUUUAUUUUGACAUUUGAUUGUUCUUUUAUGAAAGACUUGAUGCAGUCUUGGAAACAGGGCAUAUUUUUUGAUUACUUAUGUUGAGCUUUUAAAACCCUCCAGUGGUUAUAGUAAAAAGACUAAUGAACUGAAUCUUUACAACUGAUUUAACUCCAUAACUAGUGAGUUUUGUGUCAUUCUGCAAAGCUGUAUCCACACAUUUGAGCAUCAUUUCAGCAGCCAUCACACUUGUGGGAGAGCAAACCAGCAAAAGGGAGAAAGGAACGAUGCUUUUGAUUUAUCAAAAGGACAAACUCUGGACUGGAUUUUGCUUUGGAUGGAUUUUCCACGUGGCUUAGUCCUGAAGACGGCUGAAGCAUUUUAUCCUCUCUCUCACUCUAUAACCUCAGCGAGGUCAGAGAGUCUUUCGAAGGUUAAUUGUGUGCGUAUGUGUAUGUGUGUGUGUUGCAGUCUUAACCUUGUUAUAUGUGGUUUACUUUUUUCUGUAGGUUUGUGUGUGUGUGAAUGUAUUCACUGAAGGUACUGAACGCUAAAGCACUUUUAAAACAUUACUAGAUUGUGUUUUUGUUAUAAUGCUUCCUGUAGUGCACAGCGCUGUUCACUCCAGAUAAAAACUGCAGCAAAGCUUUAUGGGAACUUUGAAACUGGACUGGGUGUCUGUGUCUGCAUUAGAUGGACCACUGUCACACCUGUGUGCUGCACUCUUUAAAAUCUUUUUUUAAUGUUUUCAUUUUUAAUUUCUUAGAAUGAAAUGUAUGUUCUGUUUUGUUUGUUGGCUUGUUUGAGGAUGUCAAAUAACCCCCAGAUGCUGUAUUGGAUUUAAAAUAAUGUGCCUCAAUAUUUUUAGAACAUAUUCAGGUCAUACUUCACCCCAAAAUCAAAAGAAAAGAAAUAAGAAAUUAUAUUUGGAUUUGUAGAAAAUGCAGCCUAUUUUAGGACAAAUAAUUACAUUUUUAAAUAACAAAUAAUUCAAAUUUCAAUUAAAUGUUUUUCCAUCGUAAUGAAUUUCAUUUUCAAGUACAAAUUUACACAUCAUUUUUUACUGUAAUACACAGAUAAUGAACAUUUUCAAUUUGUUAACACUACUAUUAAUGCAUUAGGUAUCAAUGAAAUAGAAUGAACAAUAUUUUACACAUUUAUUAAUCUUAGUUAAUUACCACAUUUUUUACAUUUCAAGUUGUAUAAAUUAACAUGAAUGUAUUAUGAAUUAACAAUUAAAUAUAAUAUAUUUAUAAACUAACAUUAAACUAGAUUAAUAUUUAGAUUAAAAUAUUAUUCAUGGUUAGUUCAUGAGACCAAAUGUGUUAAUUAAUUAAACCUUAUUGUAAAGUUUUGGCAAAAAUCGAAUGAGAAUCACCUUCUGAAUAAUAAGAAGCAAAACAUUUGAGUAAUGACACUCGAUUUGUCACAAUCUAGAAAAACUUAAUGACUAAAAAAAAAAAAAAAAAAAUUCUUCUGCUUUUGGAGUGAAAUAUGACUGGUUUGUUCCUCGAACACUAAAAGAAGGAGCUACAUAAAUGCCACUAUAUCUUAAUCUCACUAAAUGUAGCAUAAGAAUUACAGUGUUCCACAGCCUGUGUGCUUAUACCUGCCUGUAGGUGAGAUGAGCAUGUGUAGAUACUGAUGUCUCAGUGUUAUAAAGGUAUUAGACAUGCCUUUUUCAUAAGGCCUUUUAGGGAGGCUUUGAACUAUCUCUUAGUCUCUGUUUUUCAGGAUGGAGAGAUCAUUUAAUCCUCAUUACUCAUUUAGAGUAGAUUUAAAUCGAAUUAUAUUGUGCCUCACUUGCUCCUUAGAAAGCCAAAAUAUGUCAAAAAACAAACCCAACCCGUGAGGGAACCAUCCCGUACUUCAACUCAGACUCGCACUUGUCACGAUUAAUGCAAGCUAGUGGCAAACCUGUGCAGUGAUGUCAGUGUUGUUCUGUUUAUGGUCAGCAGAGGUUUGGUGCAGUGUAAUGGAAAUAUUUCAUGCUUGUCCAGACUGUAAAAGGUUCAUAAUUUAUCAUACACAGUAUGUAAGGAGCUGUGCUGAUGAUGUCAGCUUAUAGUUAAAACUGUGCUAAAGAACUCUGUUUGUUUGUUUAAAUGUAUACCUGCCACUAGUAUUAGUUUUUUUUUUUUUUUUAUAAAAAAUAUAUAAUUUAAAAAAAACUUUUAGCUUUUUAAUUUAAAUGUUCUGCUCCAGUUAUGGGGGAUUACUUGGAUAAAUUUGUAUUUGUAAGAAAAACUGUUGAAAAAAUACUACCACUGUAAUUCCUUAACUGGAAUUUAAUAAACUACACACACUAA